This is a messenger RNA of Alternaria atra, 822 nucleotides long. RefSeq lists its product as uncharacterized. The transcript has a single exon. The record is from RefSeq and is a predicted model, not a curated record. Lineage: Eukaryota; Fungi; Ascomycota; Dothideomycetes; Pleosporales; Pleosporaceae. Bases 1 to 822 code for a protein of 273 amino acids.
AUGUCGACCAUUUCCGACACGACCAAAUCCGGUCCAUCGAUGAAGCGCAACAACUUCCGUCGCCGCAACAACCCAAACACCAACGGCUACGUCAAAUCCCUCUCCCCCACCGGCCAAGUCAAUAAAGUUCUAAAAGACAUGGCAAAUCUGAACGGAGGCUACCACCUCCGCAACUGGUCAUCUUCUGCGCGUAAGGAACUUUGUCCCAACAUCACGAUCAAGGUGGAAGUGCUCGACCCCGACGGCAACAAAGUGAACGUCAACGUCCCCAAGCUAGCGUUCCUGGCUACCUCACCAGUCUUCCGUCAACAUGUCGAGGGUCAUCCCAAAGACGAUUGGGUCAAGUUCUAUCACAAGGACGUCACCUUGGAAUCUAUGCGAGCAAUCUCCAAGUGGCUAACGAAGAUUUGUACUGAUAAGGAGUACACCGAUCUUUCCGCCCCUAAUGAUCUUCAGAAGGGUCUGGAGCUUCGUCUCGCUGCGCAUAUAUUGGGCAUGGCACAAUACACGCAGCAGAUCAUUGAAGGCUACAUCUGCGGUCUUAUUGGUCGUCCUGUGGAAGCGAAGGAGUUGGUAAUCGUCGCUGAGCUGACGCGUGAGGACGCGGUUGUGGAUCCUAUCCUCGAGGCGUUGGCUAGCUAUGUGGCGUACCUUUGUCGGUAUCAUCAAGUUAGUAAGGAUCGGGAGGAUCAGUAUAUUGCUGUGCUUGCUGGAGAUAAGUGCGGGAAGCUAAUGAAUGUUUUCAAUGACAAAAUGAUUCGGGCUGCUGCGGAGAAUGGGUGGGAGGCCAUUUACCGUCGGCCGCUGGCUGAGAACAACUAG